UACACCACAAAGCAGUGCAGAAUGUUUGGUAAGCAGCAGUCUCGUUUGGGACCCUGAGAGAACCAGUAGGAGGACCUUUAACUAAAAGCUGAGGACACAAGCGGGAGCAAUGAAAUUGUUCCCCGACCGCCUCGGGAUUGAGGCUCUAAGAAGCAGAUAAAAAUUAGACACCAACAUUUGUUGGCUUUCAUAGAAGGGAUGCUAAUUCAUCAAAGAAAAAAAGCUGGACUGAGUUAGACUUUCAUGUCCAUUGGCAGUUUAUUGUGGAUUCAUGUUUCAGGGGAUCUUUGCUCCUCUUUUAUGAAGGAUUAAGUGAGCACAAAUUGCUCACUUUUAAAGAAGCAUGAACUUUUCCACCUUUCACUAAGUUUCCUCAUUUCAAAUACUUGUGGGGAGUCAUCUGACACCAACUGAUAAGAAGAUCUCCUUGAAGGGAAAGCUGGAAGAAUUAGAAAAAUGAUCUCCAGUCUCAAUCUCAUUGCUGUCCCAGUGCUCCUCUGUCUCCUUCGCCACAGUGAGGAGACCUGCCCAUCCAUAUGUUUCUGCACAUCCGACACAGUAAGCUGCAGCUCUAGUGGUCUCACCAAGAUACCCAAGUCACUGCCCUCUUUUCCCAUCACCCUUGAUGUAAGUCACAACCAAAUGUCCUGGCUGGGUCCAGGUAGCUUCAGUAAGCUGUCUAGACUGGAAAACCUCUGGAUGGCCCACAACCAGAUAAGCGACUUGGCUUACGGGGCGUUUCAGAAUGCCUCAGGCCUAAGAUAUCUCGACCUGUCUUCCAACAAACUGCAAAGGGUGGAGCAGCACUAUUUCCAGGGACUGUGGAGGCUGGAGGAACUCAUUCUCUUUAACAAUAAAAUCGCACAGGUAGAAGCCAGCGCACUGAUAGGUCUGAGCAGUUUGAAAAAGGCUUAUUUCAGCCUCAAUCUGAUCACACAGUUCCCAUUCUUCUCCAUCCAAGAUCGCAGUCACCCUUUUCUGACCAUGCUGGAUCUUUCAUCCAACCGUAUAACCAAUCUGCCAUGGCAGGAUGUGAAGGCAUUGCCGGGAUUGGUGCAGCGGGGGCUCUACCUUCAUAACAACUCUUUUAUUUGUGACUGCUCCAUGUACAGCAUGUUUUGGCAUUGGGAUCUGAGAGAGUAUGACACGCUGAAGGAUUUCACAGACGAACACACUUGCAACAUCAACGGGGACCCUCGAGCAUCCAUCCGGUUCUUGCGACACUCUCGCUUUUUCAACAAUUGCACCGUGGAAAGAGCUGUCUCGCUGCCAGUGACCGUGCUCCUUUCCAGGGUGUUGGUUUCAGAGGGACAAAAUGUGCAUUUGGACUGUCAAACAUCCCUGAGUAGCACCAAUCUCUCAUUUAUAUGGCUUUCCCCCAGCCAGGGAUAUAUCACUCAGUCCAACAUUGAUAACACUCUAAUGAGCUUGUUUGCUAACGGUACCUUAGAGAUCCAAGCAGCCAAGGUCAACGACUCAGGCCUGUACGUGUGUACAGCGGUAGAUAUUAAAGAGGCGCUGAAUACAACUAGAGAAAUAAAUGUGACUGUGUUGUUGCCUGAAGAAGAGUCAUUCAAUACGGGUUACACAACACUCCUAGGCUGUGUUGUGACUAUGGUCCUCAUCCUCAUAUACCUUUACCUCACCCCAUGCAGAUGCAGCUGCUGUAAACAGCCCGUCCCUCUAGUCAUCCCUAUCGCCACGUAUGAACCAGAGAACUCAAUUUUGUCACCCUCCACGCAAGAUCAGCAAAAGAGCAAUUAUAACAAACAUGUAGCAUUCCUACAGCCAAUGUUGAAUGAGCAAGGACCUGAAUGGGCACAUGACAUCUGAGGGAAAUAACAGGCUAUCUUACACAAGUUUGGAUUCCUCUUGUCAAGCAUCUGUUUUUUGGGAGGUUAACUGCUGUUAAAAGUACAAAAGUACCUCCUUCUUCCUUUUUUGCAAGCUGCUCGAAUUUGCAGUGGGUUUAACAGUGUACUGAGCACAGUCGAGUUAACCUCACCUCCUAUAAUCACCUCAUAACUAUUUAGUGCAGUACAAUUGGUCAAGGGUGGCUCUAAAUCCCACUUGCAAGGUUUUUACACGGCAAAAAGUCUUGUUGGUUUUCUUGUAAUAGGUUGCAGGAAGCCAACAAGCCUGUUAAUAACUGCCUCUUUAUUAAGGUAGCUGCUCUUUUUUUAAGGUAGAGGCCAACACAAGCUGUAAAAAAAAAAAAAAAAUUAAAGUUUAUUUCUGUUAUCCAAAUGCUAAAAAUACAAAUGUGUUCUUAAUGUUUUAUAUUGAUGAUUGAUCAAAUUUAAUCAUUUGUGUUCCCAUCUGGCCACCAAUUGAACUGUGUUGAAUUGAUUAUAAUGAACACACUCGGAGCACUAUGAAAUUAGAACCACAAUGUGACCAGAACAGUAGAAGACAAAAAAGAACAAAAAUCAUUAAU
This is a messenger RNA of Corythoichthys intestinalis (scribbled pipefish), 2437 nucleotides long. Its product is annotated as amphoterin-induced protein 3-like. Gene Ontology annotation, molecular function: protein binding. The record is from RefSeq and is a predicted model, not a curated record. NCBI's taxonomy places the organism in Eukaryota, Metazoa, Chordata, Actinopteri, Syngnathiformes, Syngnathidae. The transcript is spliced from 2 exons. The coding region runs from base 457 to 1833 and encodes 458 amino acids.